AUUUAUCGUUGCUCUACUCGUCUGAACCCGCUGAACAGCAGCCAGCGGCAAUCAUGUCCUUCCGUGCGGGUCUGAGGGUCACAAAUUUACUUAAAAGCUCGUCUGCAAGACCAGCGAGGACCGUUGGCGUCUCUUUGACGCGUAAUAUCCAGUCCUCGCCGUCGCAGAGAGCUUCCGUGUCCCCAUUCACUGAGCCUACCUCGCCAAAUCCCACCGCGACCAAGUAUGCUGAGACAACCGAGUCGCUGCACACAUACGGGUCAUACCUUAUGCAAUGUCUCCCCAAAUUCGUGCAGCAGUUCUCCGUGUUAAAGGAUGAGCUCACUUUGCACAUCUCUCCGUCUGGCGUCGUCCCAGUCUUGACUUUCCUUCGAGAUCAUUCCCAGUGUCAGUUCAAGAGCGUCGUGGACAUCACUGCUGUCGACUUUCCAGAACGAGAGAAACGCUUCGAGGUUGUCUACAACUUGUUGAGCAUCAAGCAUGCAGGAAGGAUCCGUGUCAAGACCUACGCUAACGAAGCGGACCCUGUGCCCAGCAGUGUUCCUGUCUUCAGUGGAGCAGACUGGUAUGAACGGGAGACGUGGGACAUGUUUGGCGUCUUCUUCACCGGUCACCCCGACCUGCGUCGCAUACUGACGGACUAUGGUUUCGAGGGCCAUCCCCUCCGAAAGGACUUCCCGUUGUCGGGCUACACCGAGGUACGCUACGACGAAGAGAGGAAACGCGUCGUCUACGAGCCUCUGCAAUUGACGCAGGCAUUCCGCAACUUCGAGUCUCUGUCUCCCUGGGAACAAGUAGGGCAAGGGACAGAGCCCAUCAGGCCCGCAGAGCUCAAGCCCGUUCCUCCACCUCAAUCUGAGCAGCCUCCAAAGAAGUAGAUGUUAAUACGUUAUUGAUUGGUAUACAUA
Suillus paluster is the source of this 908-nucleotide messenger RNA. Its product is annotated as NADH or F420H2 dehydrogenase. The transcript is spliced from 6 exons. Bases 54 to 878 code for a protein of 274 amino acids. The record is from RefSeq and is a predicted model, not a curated record. Lineage: Eukaryota; Fungi; Basidiomycota; Agaricomycetes; Boletales; Suillaceae. Gene Ontology annotation, molecular function: NADH dehydrogenase (ubiquinone) activity.